AUGGGCCGAGCUCCCUGCUGUGAUAAAAUUGGACUAAACAAAGGUCCAUGGUCACCUCAGGAAAAUCGAAUACUCGCUGAUUUUAUUCGCAUGAAUGGCCAUGGGAACUGGCGUGCAGUCCCUAAACAAGCAGGACUGUUAAGAUGCGGUAAAAGCUGUCGUCUAAGGUGGCUUAAUUACCUCAGACCAGAAAUUAAACAUGGGAAUUUUACUUCUGAAGAGGAAGACACUAUUAUUAAGCUUCAUCAGCUUCUGGGCAACAGGUGGUCGGCUAUUGCUUCACGCCUGCCUGGAAGAACAGAUAAUGAGAUAAAGAAUGUGUGGAAUACUCGCUUGAAGAAGCGGGUUUCAAGAAUGGAACUCGAUCCAGUAACAAAUCAUUCAAAGUCACCCAAGGCGGAGCACAAUCUUAUCUUGCUUGAUUACUCCCACAGUAGUGAGAAAAGUCCAUCAAUGGAGGAGGGCAAUUCAGGUCUCAUUCAAGCAAAAUAUUUGGUUGAUUCUCCCACCAGAAUCUCUAAUUCCUCCAACACAUUGUAUGAUUCAUAUAAUCUGUCAAGCGGAAUCCUUUCAUCUAUAAAUAGUAUAGACAGUGAGUUUGUAAAUGGAGAUUCAAGUUUAAGUUUAGAUUGGCUUGAAUCCAGUUGUACAAAUUCUUUAGAUGAGCCACUAGAUAUUGAAGAUGACACGUUUAUUGUUGAAAACCAGGAUUAUGCAACGGAAAAAAGUACACAUGAAGUAAUGUGGAAGUAUAGCUCAAACUGGGAAGCUCACUAUUUCACUACUUUCCAGAAGAUGAUUUCUUGA
Cryptomeria japonica (Japanese cedar) is the source of this 807-nucleotide messenger RNA. RefSeq names its product transcription factor MYB13-like. The coding region runs from base 1 to 807 and encodes 268 amino acids. The transcript is spliced from 3 exons. NCBI's taxonomy places the organism in Eukaryota, Viridiplantae, Streptophyta, Pinopsida, Cupressales, Cupressaceae. The record is from RefSeq and is a predicted model, not a curated record.